UAGUGAUGUUCAUUUAAAGAGUUUAAGAUUAAUAAAAUAGUUCAUAUGUUUUAUGCUGUGAGGUUGUUUUUCAAUUGUAAUUUUCUUAGUAGAAAUAUUUCUUUUCUCGCAUCUCUUACUAAUAAUCCAUUAUCAAUUAAAAAGGUUAAACGAGUUGGAAGGGGGCCUUCAUCUGGGAAAGGGAAAACAUGUGGAAGGGGACAUAAAGGUCAAAAGGCUAGGAGUGGAAAUAAUAGAGUUAAACCUGGAUUUGAAGGUGGACAGACACCUCUCACUAGAUUGUAUCCAAAACGUGGAUUUGUAAAUGUGAAUUCAAAAGAGUUUUCUCCAUUAAAUCUUCGACGUUUGCAAAUAUGGAUUAAUAAUGGAAGAAUAGAUGCAAAAAAGCCUAUUACCAUGAAAGACCUUUAUGAUUCUAAUAUUAUUCAUGGAAUAAAGUCAGGUGUUAAGUUACUAGCUAGUGGCAAAGAAUUUUUUAAUACACCUAUAGAAAUAGAAGUUUCAAAAGCUUCAAGAGAAGCUAUUAAAAAGAUUGAAUCUACCGGGGGGAAGAUUACUUGUGUAUAUUAUAAUUCUUUAGGACUAAAGGUACAUCUUCAUCCAGAAAAUUUCAAAAUUAUUCCUAAACAAGCUCAACCAAUUAGUAGAUCUAAUAUUCAAUAUUAUAGAGAUAAAAACAAUCGAGGAUAUUUGGCAUCUACUUGAUAUAUAUAUAUAUAUAAUUUUUAAUGCUAAUAAAUGGAUAAUUGAU
Pneumocystis carinii B80 is the source of this 751-nucleotide messenger RNA. Its product is annotated as ribosomal protein L15. NCBI's taxonomy places the organism in Eukaryota, Fungi, Ascomycota, Pneumocystomycetes, Pneumocystales, Pneumocystaceae. Gene Ontology annotation, biological process: translation. Gene Ontology annotation, cellular component: mitochondrial large ribosomal subunit. Gene Ontology annotation, molecular function: structural constituent of ribosome. The transcript is spliced from 4 exons. The record is from RefSeq and is a predicted model, not a curated record. Bases 46 to 705 code for a protein of 219 amino acids.